UAUCAAAUCCAGACGAUUUAAUAUUAAUAUUAUCAAGUAAGAGCUGUACUGAAACUAGUAAAACUCUAUUGACUCCAGAAUCCAAAGAACUAAAUGAAACACCCUGUUUGUCCAUGCAUGAACAUAACAAGCCCGAAUGUUUAUUAAACCAAAAUGAUCACAGAUUCACUGUUAAUAAAGAUAAUCUAACAAAUCCAGACAAUCUUAUAUUACUAAAUAACAGCAACACAGAAACGAGUAAAACUCUAUUGUCUACAGAAUCGGAAGAAAUAAAUGAUACACCACGUUUGCCAAUGGUUGAACAUAACAGUCUUCCUAAACAAAGUAUUGUUCCUGAAAAUGAUCCUGCCAAUUGGAUAAAAAAUCAAGAAACGAUAGAUUAUUUAUCAAUCAAUGGAUUUAACCAAAAUUUAGAGAACAAUAAUUUCCAAAAGUCAAAAAGAAUUUACACUCAAAUAAUUGGUGGGGUAAGACGUACUCGUUUUCGAUAUAUGUCAAAAAGUAUAUUUAUAUCUACUCUUGUUAAUGGUGAAAAAAUUAACCGAACAUUUUUGAUUUACUCAGAAAGUAAAGGAUCAAUAUUUUGUGCUCCCUGCUAUUUAUUUGGUGGCACUACAUCGUUUGCCACAGUUGGUUUUUCAGAUUGGAAAAAAGGAGAAGAAAAAAUCGUCAUGAAAAUUCACAACACCACAAAUUGUGUGUAA
Messenger RNA from Hydra vulgaris (swiftwater hydra), 704 nucleotides. The record is from RefSeq and is a predicted model, not a curated record. NCBI's taxonomy places the organism in Eukaryota, Metazoa, Cnidaria, Hydrozoa, Anthoathecata, Hydridae.